AUGGCCGGGCCGACAACGUCCCAGGAUCCGCUGACAUCUUUGCUGGCCACUGAUCCGGAUUUGGGUCGGCAGCUGGAAAGCCGAGUGCUGCGGUUCUCAGCCAGUCACAAACUUCAACACACCCAGGUCGACCGAAUCCCACAGGCCAGCUCACCCGUGGCCUCCAAGUCUCCAGAAGUUGCCUGGAGCGAGGAGGAGACGACCGUUUACGUGGGAAAGCUACUGCGGAUGCAGCACCCGGGACAUCCUGGUGCGGAAAAGGCGGUGGCACAAUUCCUCAAGGACUUGCUCGGCGAGGUCUCCCUUCCCGAGCCUUGGGUGAUGCUGCGCAGCUCUCGCGGCCGGGUGUUCUUUUGUAACAUGGCCACGAGGCAAACCACCUGGGACCAUCCACUUGAAGGUUCCCUGCUAGAGGCGGCUACGAUCUGCAAACAAGUUCUGCAGCUUGAUGAACCCUGGCGGGCGAACCUCACGGCACAUCUCCUGGAAGUGGUAGCAGAGGACGAGGAAGACUUCCUUGGAAAAUGGGAUUCAGUUCCUGCUGGUGACGGUCUCGAGCAAUUCAGACACACUGAAACUGGCUUGUUUUCCUGGACGCCUCCGCGGGAGAUAGCUGCAGGGCUGUUCCAAUGCAAGCGAGCAGCACUUGCGAAACUUUGCGACGACAGGUACGUCAGGCAACUGCAGCUCCAGGACCCCGCACCCGCCGUGCAGCUGGAAGCUCGAAAGAAGAAUAUUUCUGCAGCUAUCCGGAUGCUCAUGGAGGCAGUCGAUGACACGUCGCAGGGGAGUCGCACACCCUCCCGACCUGCCUCGGAGAUUUUGCCGCGCCAUGUGCUGUCGGGCACCACCAAUGCUCUUCUUGCCCAGUCGGACAAGGCUGGCAGAGCACUCUCGGCAACCAGCGGCGAGACUCCUUUGGAUUCCAGGGCAGACACGCCGUCGGCUCACAGCCGAACUUGGGAAGCCCCGUUGCCAGAAGACGGCAACCACGGCAACCUGGAGGCUGGAGAGCCAAACGAUGCAGGUUCCGAAGCUCGCAAGCCGACAGAGGAACUGCAGCAACAGCGGCAAGACCAUCAGGAGGCAGCACAAGUGUCACAAGAGGACCUUCGUGAUGAUCAAUCUGCGAAGUUUGUGAUUCAUGAGGACGACACUUGCGAGGCGCCCGCUAGGGGCAUCCUUGAAGCUGAAGCAGCGGAGGCCUUGGCACAACCCCCGACCAAGACCGAGGAGGCAAAGCUACAGGAGGCCACCCCCCAAGCCACGCCUAGGGAGCUGCAGGAGUUCCAGACUGCGGUCCUCGCAAUGGCACAGGCCCUCGAUGAGGACAUGCGCGUGGCGAACCAAACGCACUGCCGGCAAGCCGACGACGGCGAGCAGGAUUGGUCUGCGCCUUCGCGACCUGCGCCACCCACGACGACCAAGGAGAACCUGGGCAUGGACUUGCCGGACGAUCAUGAGCAGCAGCGCACCUCCAGUGUGGCUCAGAGCGAUGCUGCGCUGCUGCCUGGCAGAGGCGCUGGCACCGAAGAGGGCUUCGUAGCAAGGGCAGAGCCCAGCUGCCCUCCGUCCCCUGAGCCACGAAAAGGGGAGGAAGAGCUGGCCCUGGCGGCAAUGGCACUUCUGCAACUCAUGACCCCUCGGGUUGAGGAGACCCUCAGUCAAGGAAGGCUUUGUGAAGCAGCCGCCUCCGGCGCAGCGACAGCGCCUGCUCAGGACCAGGCCAGCUUGGAGCUCGAGGCAGAGACCCCGGAGGCUGUCUUCAGUCGCCAGGACGAGGCGAUUGAAUUCAUCGCCUCGCAUCUAUCCCGGCUGGAAUCCAAGCCGGGUAUGCUGGCGAAGGAGAAGCUGUCGAAGUUUCUACAGCUGCUGGGCAUGAAUGCUGCUGACAUCGACGAGGCAACCAGGGCACUUCUUGCCACGGCUGUCGGCGGAUGUGAGACGGGGGCUGGGAACCAACUUCCAAGCAGCUGA
Symbiodinium sp. CCMP2592 is the source of this 1977-nucleotide messenger RNA. The record is from the annotation of a GenBank genome assembly. Lineage: Eukaryota; Dinophyceae; Suessiales; Symbiodiniaceae.